AUGUUCCACAUGGGCAUGGCAGCAGGAUCAGGAACGAACUUUCUCAACCACGGGCAACUCCUGGCUGGGCUGGAGGAUCCAGCAUGGUUCGAGCAAAAUGUGCCUAUCCUGGACACGCCCAACUCGCAGAUUCAGCAAGUCUACUACUACCGUUGGGGCACAUACCGAGAACACUUCUUCUACACCGGCCCGCAGUUUGGGUACAUCUCGACGGAAUUUCUUCUGGCGGCUGGUAUUGGCUAUGCUGCGCCUUAUGGAGGUAUUGUGGCUGCGGCGGGUCAUCACAUCAACGAGGGCAGGUGGUUGAGGGAUCAGAAACCUGGGAAGGAUUUGGUGAACUUUUGGCUGGGAGCGCCUGGUCAAGCUAGCAAACCCGUAAACGACAACGUCAAUCCUGAUACGAGCACAUGGGCGACCGAGUAUGCGUUUUGGGCCGCGAGUUCCGUAUGGCGACAGUACCUUGCGACUGGUGACCGAGACUUCGCCGUUGGACAUCUCGACAAUCUGGUCAAGGAGUAUCGUCAGUACGACAACCAUUUUAAUGAGAUUUUGGGAUUGUACUGGCAAGCUCCUGUCUGGGAUGCGACGGAGUACACUGCUGCGACAUACUCGACGAGCAACGGCGAUGACAAUGCGGCUUAUCACGGCGGCUAUGGCUAUAGACCCACGUUGAACUCAUACCAGUAUGGCGAUGCUCAAGCGAUUGCCGCCAUUGCUACUUUGGCGGGCAACACAACUCUGGCAACUGAAUACACCAACCGAGCGAGUGCACUGCAGUCAAAUUUGAUCAAGUACACUUGGGACUCCAGGGCUGAGUUCUUCAAGCAUCUCCCGCGAGACAACAACCCUAGCUUGACUCUUGUCACCAUGCGAGAGAUCAUGGGAUUCAUCCCUUGGCAAUUCAACAUGGCACUACCGAACAAUUACAGCGUCGGCUUUGCACAGCUUCUCGAUCCACAAGGAUUCAAUUCGUCCUAUGGCCCGACGUCGACUGAGCAGAGGUCGUCGUGGUUCUUCUACGACGCUACCGAAGGAUGCUGUCGCUGGGAUGGACCGUCCUGGCCUUUCGCCACUGCGCAGACGUUGACUGCUGUCGAGAAUCUGCUCAAUGACUAUCCUUCACAAUCAUAUAUCUCGGCCGCUGACUACUUCACCCUCCUUCUCCGAUACGCUUCCACGCAAUUCAGAAAUGGCAAGCCGUACAUUGCAGAAGCACAUUGGCACAACAUCUCCAGCUGGAUCUACGACUCGUACGACCACAGCGAGGACUACAAUCACUCUACAUUUGUCGACAACAUCAUUGCUGGUCUCAUAGGGUUGCGUGGUCAGAACAAUGACACUCUGGUGAUCAACCCCCUGACCCCAACAUCCUGGAACCACUGGGGCUUGGAGAACACCGCAUAUCAUGGCCAUCUGAUCACCGUGCUUUGGGAUAGCGACGGUACACACUACAACCAGGGUAAAGGCCUUCGCGUCUGGGUCGACGGUACUGCAGCUGGCAAUAGAGACACUCUUGGUCCACUUACGGUCAAAGUUGGCUCUGCCGUAAAGCCAACCAUCAGCUCCAACAUCAACAUCGCCGCGAAUCCUCUCCAAUUCCCCAUGGGUCCGCAACCAAACGCAUCCUUCCAAUCCUCCAACGCCGAGCAAAGCAUCUGGAAAGCCAUCGACGGCAACGUCUGGCGAGUCGGCAUCCCUGAAAACUCCAGCUGGACCACAUCCGGCAGCUCCAACGCUCAAGACACCUUCACCAUCGACCUCCGCCGCCCCCAAUCCAUCAACAACGUCCAGCUCUACUUCUACGACAACGGGACCAACGUCCGCGUCCCUACCUCCUACGAUCUCCAAUACCUCCCCUCCAACAACAGCUGGACCUCCAUCCCCUCCCAAACCCGCAGCGGCACCCUCGCCAACAACGCCCAAAUCACAAUCACCUUCCCCCAACUCACUACCCAGCAAAUCCGCAUCACAGCCCCCAACCACGGCAAUGGCGUCGGCUGGGGCCUCUCAGAAUUCCAGAUCUGGACGCCGCCCAUCUACCAAAUCUCCAACAAAAACAGCAACAAAGCCAUGGCCGUCCAGAACGGAACCACCUCCGUCCUCCAAGAACCCGCCUCCAACACCACCCGCUGGCAAUUCAUCCCCGCCGCGGGAGCCUGGUCGCAGAUCCAGCACGUCGCCACGAAGAAAUACCUCGGUGUGACGGGUGGUUCGACGGCGAAUAGCACGCAGCUGGCCAUCUUCGAUCAGGAUCCCACGCGGCAGGAUCUGUUGUGGUGGGUCGAGGAUCGGGGACAGGGGUAUUUCUUCAUCAGGAAUAAGAAGAGCAAUCUCGUCGCUGGGGUCGAUGGGGAGUCGACGAAUGAUGGGGCGAUGGUCGUGCAGUAUGCGGAUACGGAUACGUCGGAUCAUUAUUGGAGUUUGCUGGUGGAUGUGCCGAGUAGCUAG
Molecule: messenger RNA, 2448 nt
Organism: Zasmidium cellare ATCC 36951
Lineage: Eukaryota; Fungi; Ascomycota; Dothideomycetes; Mycosphaerellales; Mycosphaerellaceae
Product: carbohydrate-binding module family 13 protein
Exons: 2
Coding region: 1-2448 (815 amino acids)
Biological process (GO): carbohydrate metabolic process
Source: RefSeq, a predicted model, not a curated record